GCAAAAUGGGAGGCUCAACUAUGUUUCGUCUUCUUCUUUCGUCAUUUCUGCUCUGCAGCUUCUUACAGCUGCAGCAACCUGCCUAUGCCAUUAAAAAGUCGUACGUCGUAUACUUGGGAUCACAUUCUCAUGGUCCAAAACCUUCCUCUGCUGAUAUGGAAGCUGCCACAAGCUCCCAUCACGAUUUGCUUGCCUCUGUCUUGGGAAGCCAUGAAAAGGCCGAAGAAGCCAUCAUUUAUUCAUAUAACCGACACAUCAAUGGCUUUGCUGCAUUAGUUGAAGAAGAUGAGGCGGCAGAGAUCAAGAAAAAUCCAAAAGUAGUGUCGGUGUUCGUGGGCCAAUCGCACAAACUGCAAACAACCAGGUCAUGGGGUUUUCUCGGACAAGAAAGAAAUGGGAGAAUCAGAGCUGACUCAGCUUGGGUCAAAGGAAGAUUUGGUCAAAAUGUGAUUAUUGGCAGUCUUGAUAGCGGUGUUUGGCCAGAAUCGAAAAGCUUCCGAGAUGAUGGGUACGGUCCCGUUCCAAGGAAGUGGCGGGGAGGAUCAAGAUGCGAGCUCUAUAGUUUGUCUGGUCCACGUAACAGAACUCUUUGCAACAGGAAGCUGAUUGGAGCAAAAGCAUUCUAUCAAGGCUACGAGAGAAAGCAAGGAAGCCUUGGCCCUAGAAGUGGAAUCAGCGCUCGUGACAUGGUGGGGCAUGGGACCCACACUCUGUCCACAGCAGGUGGCAACUUCGUACGAAACAUUAGUGUUCUGAACAACGGGAAUGGAACAGCCAAGGGAGGAUCUCCAAGAGCUCGUCUGGCAGUGUACAAGGUUUGCUGGGGUCAAGGUAGUUCUGAACACUGCACCGAUGAAGAUAUGAUCAAAGCUUUCGAUCGAGCCAUCGACGACGGCGUUGAUAUCCUCUCCGUUUCCAUUGCUGGGAUGGCUGUGCCAAAUGUGAAUGACAUGUUGACCAACGGCAUCUCCUUAGGAUCCUUCCAUGCUGUUUCCAGGGGAAUCAUGGUUGUUGCCGCCGCCGGUAAUUAUGGACCCAAACCACAAACAGUGUGCAAUGUGGCGCCUUGGAUCUUCACUGUUGCUUCUGGCUCCAUAGACAGAGAAUUCAGCAAUAAUAUUACUCUUGGCAAUGGCCAACGUGUUAGGGGGACAAGUCUUGCCAUAAACGCCACUUCUCGGACGUUAAGUCGCGUGGUCAUCGCUGGGAAUGCCAGGCUUCCUAAUGUAUCAUUUCAAGAUGCUCAGCUUUGUAAACCAGGAACACUUGAUCCUAACAAAGUAAGAGGCCGUAUAUUGCUAUGCCAAAGAGGAAGGAGCCUAAGGCCUGUGGAAAAGGGCGCAGAAGCAAAGCGUGUGAAUGCAUUGCAAAUGAUUUUACAAAAUGAUAACGAGUUGAACACACGUACUGCUGAUGUUCAGUCUAUUGAUACUUCCAAUGUUCCACAAAGUGUUGGUAUGCACGGACCAGUCAGCCAAUCGUAUUUCUCCAAAAACAAGAACCCACUGGCAUUCAUGAAUAAUGCUAAAACAUUUAUACCGAUAACGCCAGCUCCAAUGGUUUCUGCAUUCUCAUCAAGGGGGCCCAACAUGAUUCUUCCCUCAAUCCUCAAGCCUGAUGUAACAGCACCAGGUCAAGACAUAAUUGCUGCUUAUUCAUUUGCUGCAAGUCCCACCAACCUAGAUUCAGAUGACCGUCACUUUAACUAUAAUGUCCAAACCGGAACUUCCAUGGCAUGUCCUCAUGUUUCUGGAAUUGCUGGUCUUAUUAAAAAUCGCCAUCCUAAUUGGAGUCCUGCAAUGAUCAAGUCAGCAAUCAUGACCACAGCAAGCACACUGGAUAACACCAAUAGACCGAUCAAGGACGAACAAGAUUUUCGGAUAGCAACUCCAUUUCAUUAUGGCACAGGAUAUGUCAAACCCAACCUCGCAAUCGACCCUGGACUUGUUUAUGAUCUCAAAACUUCUGAUUACCUCAACUUAUUAUGCUUUUCUGCUUAUGAGGACAGAAUAAUUAAAGCCAUUAAUUACAAUAGGCCAUACAGAUGUCCAAGGUCAUAUAGCCUACAAGAUUUCAAUUACCCUUCCAUCACAUUGCCUUUUCUGGGUGUGAAAGCUGUAAAUGUUAGUCGUGUAGUAACAAAUGUUGGGCCUCCAAGCACAUAUACUGUAAAUGUCGAACCCCCAAGAGGAUUUAAGAUUGUUGUUCUUCCCACAACUUUAAUCUUUCAGAGGACAAACCAGAAAAAGAACUAUAUGGUUAUUUUACAGGCAACAAGUUCAGCCAAAACUUCAGAGCAUUCAUUUGGAGAGUUGACUUGGACAGAUGGCAAGCACAAAGUGAGAAGUCCUAUAGUAAUCCCUCGACAUGCGAAAAUGGCUAUGUAGAUUUCAAUGUUACCAAUAAUCCAUCCUGUUUGUGUAAUAGUUUGAGAAAGGCAGGAAUGUUAAUUGUUGUGUGCUCAGAUGUGUGUGGAUGUACUCAUCUUUGUCUUAUUACAAAAUAAAACGAGGGGUCUACUCGAGAGUUACUCGCAAAUUUCU
Molecule: messenger RNA, 2543 nt
Organism: Neltuma alba
Lineage: Eukaryota; Viridiplantae; Streptophyta; Magnoliopsida; Fabales; Fabaceae
Product: subtilisin-like protease Glyma18g48580
Exons: 10
Coding region: 6-2387 (793 amino acids)
Biological process (GO): proteolysis
Molecular function (GO): serine-type endopeptidase activity
Source: RefSeq, a predicted model, not a curated record